Molecule: messenger RNA, 1365 nt
Organism: Rotaria socialis
Lineage: Eukaryota; Metazoa; Rotifera; Eurotatoria; Philodinida; Philodinidae
Source: the annotation of a GenBank genome assembly
AUGACAGAUACGCUACGCUUGUUCCUUGUGCUAUUCCUAAUAACUACAGAAAAUAAUGCUUUAUAUUGCCCAAAUCAAAAAUCCAUUGAACAAUCUCUUGCUGAAUCGAAUAUACCAGGUGCAGUCAUUGUUGUUGUUAAUGCUACUGAUGUACUCUAUGAACAAGCAUUCGGUUAUCAAUCUAUUUUACCGCAAGUAUCUAUGAAUGUGGAUAAAUCAAUUUUUACUAUUGCUUCCAUAUCGAAAACAUUCAUAGCCGUUGCUGUCAUGCAGCUAGUCGAAAAACAGUUGAUCGAUCUUGAUACAGACAUAAAUCAAUAUCUAUCUGAACCUGAUCGGAAAAUUUUUCAUCCACAUUAUCCUUCUCAUUCAAUCACUCUACGCAAAUUACUUUCUCAUUCGGCUUCUAUUGCUGUCAACACUCAAGGCUGGAUUAAUUUGUACAGGCCGGGUGAUAGUGCUUUUAUGGAAACAACUUUAGCAGAUAUGUGUUUCACAUAUAUCAAUCCAAACACAUCGAAUUGGUUGCCAGAACCGCCAGGUAGCGUCACGUAUUACUCGAAUGAAGGCUCAGCUCUUGCUGCGUUAGUCGUUGAAAGAAUGACAAAAAUGCCUUAUGAUCAGUAUGUUUUGAAAAACAUUUUCAAGCCAUUGAACAUAGAUAUUACAAAAAUGGGCGUUCACCUAGCUGAUUUCGAGAAUCAAGAAGACCUUGUACGCCACUAUACAUAUGCAUCAAAUGCCUCUUAUCUUCCAGUAUGGAAACAACUAUUACCACAAUUUAAUCUUACACCGCUAUCGACAACUUUUCCAACAUGGAUAGAGUUCCCAUUCUUCAGUAUUAUUGGAUAUCCUGCAGGCCUUUGGCGUAUGUCUGCACGUUCUCUGUCAAUAUUUCUUCGUAUGAUCAUGAGCCAAGGAUCUACCAUUGUUACUCGACAAUCCAUCGCCGCAAUGCGAACAAUUGUAGGCGGUGGUCGUAUUCCUUAUCACCAAAAAAAGCCAAGUAAAAACGCUAAAGAGCUUCUUCAGGAGCCACAUUUUGGACUAUGUUGGUAUUGGGAAACAACUAGCAAAGGUGUUCGGUACAUGGGGCAUAGUGGUACAUUAUUGGGCAUGAAACAUUUGAUAUUGAUUAAUGAGAAGAACACUGUAGGUGUCAUUGUCCUUACAAACGGAGAUAAUCGUCAAACGAUCUAUUUAUCAAGAGAAAAUCUUGGAACAAUUACAAAUAUUCACAUGUCAUUGUUUCAAUGUUUUGAAUCAAAUGCUAAUAAGUCCAUUUCAUUUCGUAGAGAUGGAAGACUAUUGGGAUAUUUUUAUACUGUUAUGUGUGUUUGUCUAGCAUUAUUGAUCAAUAAGUAG